Seriola dumerili (greater amberjack) is the source of this 1114-nucleotide messenger RNA. RefSeq names its product telethonin-like. The transcript has 2 exons. Bases 6 to 500 code for a protein of 164 amino acids. Gene Ontology annotation, biological process: skeletal muscle contraction; skeletal muscle thin filament assembly; sarcomerogenesis. Gene Ontology annotation, cellular component: Z disc. The record is from RefSeq and is a predicted model, not a curated record. Lineage: Eukaryota; Metazoa; Chordata; Actinopteri; Carangiformes; Carangidae. Gene Ontology annotation, molecular function: protein-macromolecule adaptor activity; titin binding; structural constituent of muscle.
ACGCCAUGCACUGUGUGAGCAGAGGAGGCUGCUACCUGGUGAACUCCUACUGCGAACUUCACGAGGAAAACCAGUGGAAGAAAGAGAGCUACCAAGCAUGUUGGCUGAGCCUGGUCAUUGAAACAAGACCACAAUACAGGCUGACACUGUCAGAGACUGACAGUGUUCGCAAAGAAAGUUAUAAGCAGCAACAGGUGGUCCACUUCAUGGUCGAGAGGAGUCCCAGCCAGAUACUGAAGCUGGGCAGUCACAGCGGAGCUAUGAAAGAGCACCACCUGCCCUUCUUCAAAACCAGCAGGGCGCCAUAUCAUGCCAGAGCCACCUUUGGGUGCGCAGAAGAACAACCAGCCACAUCACGGAGGGUGAAUAAUGGAGUGGAUAAGCAGGAAGUGACUGCCACAACUCAGGACCUCAGAAAGCCAAUCAGAGUGAACUUCAGAGCUUCGAGCCUGAUGUCCUCUCCACGGGAGAUCUCUCAUCGCGUGCAGAGGAGGGAGUGAAGCGAGGAGGUGCAGUGGAAGGGUAUCUAAAACUGUGAUUCAGAGAAUAUACAACAUAGCAUAUCUUUGUGUAAUUUACAUACUGGUAUUUGUAAAUUGAAAUUUGCGUAUAAAUUAUAUGAACAAUCUAAACUAUCUAAACUGUGACUUUUGACAAAGAAUUACCUCCUGAUGAAAUGAGCCUCAUGACAAUUAUCUAUGUCAAACUAGAUAUCUCAUCUGCUAAGUAACUUUAUAUUUUAGUAUUGUCCAAACAAGAGUCUUAGAUGGAAAAUGAAUCCAGUAUUCUAAUUCUGAUGGGUGAUAAUUUAUGAUAGAAGAGAUUCACUUUAUUCAUUUUUUCAUAAUUACAUUACUAAAUUAUUAUAUUUAAAAUUUUGAAAUAAUGUAUGUGCCAUAACUUGAAAAUGUGUAAUGAUAUGCGGUAUUGUAGAUAUGAACAUGUUCUGAAGUUGGGUCUCUUAAGAUUACUGCAUGCUUUCUGUCAUUGUCAGUGAUUUCCAUGCCUAACAUGAAAUGUGUCUGGAACUUAAUUUUGCAUACAGUUUAAUAUGAUGUUCAAGUUAAUAAAAAUUGUCCUGUUGGAGAAAAUACAAUAAAUAACUUUACAUACA